This is a messenger RNA of Marmota monax (woodchuck), 3914 nucleotides long. RefSeq names its product small nuclear ribonucleoprotein G. Gene Ontology annotation, biological process: mRNA splicing, via spliceosome; spliceosomal snRNP assembly. The transcript is spliced from 3 exons. NCBI's taxonomy places the organism in Eukaryota, Metazoa, Chordata, Mammalia, Rodentia, Sciuridae. The record is from RefSeq and is a predicted model, not a curated record. Gene Ontology annotation, molecular function: RNA binding. The coding region runs from base 893 to 1609 and encodes 238 amino acids. Gene Ontology annotation, cellular component: spliceosomal tri-snRNP complex; U2 snRNP; SMN-Sm protein complex.
AUGAGAUGGGGCACCUUUCUCCUAGGGUUCUGCCAGCUGAGGGAGGCUAGCAUUAGUCAAGAGCGCCCCUUUGGUAGGAUUUCAUAAGACUUUUUUUUUUUGCUUUGUGACUGUCUUCCAUCCUCCCCUACUUUCUUUUUGUCCAACUCUGAAUCAUCCUUUUCAUUCCUUGGGUGGCAGCUGACAUUCCUCUUCCCUUUUAUAAAACAAUAAGUCUCUGUAGAAAAUUUUAGCCUAUAGUGUAAAUAGAAACUUGUCCCGAUGGGGCAGCUUCUAGAUGAGUUUCCUAGUUCCAUUUCAGCCCUCCCAGCACUAUCCAAUCUCAUAGCAGUGUUAAGCUCCUUCAUAUAAAAGUUCUGAAGUCAUUACUGUUUUCUCUUUUGAAGGACACAAGCUGUGAUAUUUCCUUAGGAAAGACAUCUGUCUACAUAUCUCUGCAAUAUGACUUCAUGGUGAAGGAGCUAAGACUCUUGGCAAGCUACUGUAGAAUGGCAAGCCCAUAUUCACUUAACUCUGGAAGUGUUAUUUUGUUUUACAAAGGAGGUGUGUUGCCCAUGAUGAUAAGCAAGUGUUUUUGUUUUCUUUCUUUCUUUUUUGAUGACACUAAGGAUUGAACCUAAGAACGUCUAUCACUGAACUAUAGUAACCAGUCUUUUUUAUUUUUUAUUUUGAGACAGGGUCUUGCUAAAUUGCCCAAAUUGACCUUGAACUUGGAAUUCUUCCACCUCAGUCCCCAGAAUAGAUGGGAUUACAGGUGUGCGACCACCACAUUCAGUGAUUGGCUUGGGCUAAAGCAUCUAAAGACCCUAGGAUUGCUGCAGAUCAACAUUCUCCACUGGAGAAAAAGAUAUUGAAUCUAGGUGGCGUGCAUACAACAGCAGCAAGACACUUGAUGAGUAGGAAAUGUCAAGAAGAGUAUGAAACACUCUGUAGGGAACAAGCUGUUUCUCUUGACUACUGGCUUGCCAAAGCAGAGUCUUAUUAUAAUAAAAGAUUAGUGGAAAUGUUGAAAGAAGAGAAGACUGGCAAUGAAAUGAAUACAGAAAUGGAGGAGAAAACAACCCAAAGCAUAGAGGGACAAAAACAGUACUAUUGGGUACCUGAGAGAGAGAGGAAACAGAUACAAAGGCACAUACAUGGAACAGGCCAGGCCAGAGAAUUUAAAAGCAAAACAUUUAGACAACCAAGACCCCUCAGUGCAACAAUAUUACCAAAAAUUAAGCCAGAAAAGCAUAGCAUCCCAAAAGCACGGAGAAGAAAGCAGGUAAAUGAGAGACAACAGAUGCAAAUUAAAGAUCAUCAAGAACGCAUGAUUCGAGGGAGAGAACUUAUAGAGCAAAAACUCAAGGAAAGAAUUUUGAGGAAAAGUCAGAGCCAGCUACCUACAUAUGAGAAGCAAGAGAGAAUACAGAAAGAGGUAAAAGAGUUUGAAAGAGUUAUUGCAUAUCCACUUUUCCAGCCUCGCAAUAGAAGUCGGAUUAAGGUGAAUAUUCUUAUGGAAAAGCAUCAGAAUACAGAGGAAGUGGAUACAAUUAUAAAGCCACAUCAAAGAAGAUGCUUGGUUGUGCCACCCUUUUUGAAAAGCCAAAUAAGGAAAAUAAAAGAUUAGUAAAGUUUCAAUGCUUUUGUGAUGAAAUCAUACCUCUUAAAUGAACCUUAAUUUCUUAAGAGUUGUCUCUGCUAAGGGUGUAGUCAUUGUUCCCAUUUGUAUCACAUGCAUAAGUAUUAAGAAAGUUCUGAACUUGAAAACUUGCUUAGCUAUUUUUGGUUGCUUUGUAAUCAAGUUGCUUAUGCUUUUCAGUGUUCAAUUUCCAUAUUUGUAAAGUUUGCCUAUCCUUUUCAAUGUUCAAUUUCCUUAUUUGUAAAGUGAGGAUAAUAUUUCAUAGAAUUUAUGGGAGGAUUGUGAUUUUUGUGUAGAGCAUUAAUAUGUAUUAGUUUCCCUCCAUGAGGAAGAUCUAGCUUGAGUGAUGGUGAUAAAUAAGGAACUUAAAAGGAACUUUUUUCGUCUGCCUCUCUGAUUCCUCCUGCUCCCACCCUCAAGAUUAUCUUGAUAUUACUAUGAUUCAAAAUACCCCCUUUUACUUAGGUGGAUACAUUCAUACCUUCAUCAGAGAACUACUAACUGGGCCCUAAAAAAUCUAAAUUGUGCCAUAUAACUUAUUGCAUGAUAAAUUUGAUUUUAAGAAUCUCCUAUUUGUAAUGCAUCAUGUUAAUUACUGGGGAUGAAUAAAGAGAAAUCCCUGCUAUUGAGUAGUUUACAAUUAAUGGCAAAAAUCACUCAGUAAACAGAUAACAUAUAUGUUGAGGGUUAUGAUAGAGGUGUGUACAGAACACUGUACAAGAAAGGACAUUAACCCACCUAGAUGAGCAGGGUGAAGAAGAUGGAAGUCAGAGAAGGUAGUGUUGUAGUCUCACAUUUCUUCCAGUUCCACAUUUUGUCAUUUUCUAUCAUCCACUUAAGGCUUUCCCUAUUUGUGGAUUCACUCAGGGUUAAGCAAACUCAGCCUCUCUCAAACACAUGCCACUAGUACUUAUUUUAAACCAGAAAGCAAAUUUAUGAAUUUAGUGGAAUUUUAAUUACCAAGCACGAUGUAAUUUAUUGUUUUCGAGAAAGUCAUUUUCUUUCUAGAUACCAGAAAUUUGUGGAAGCAGUAUUCAUCAUUGGUGAAUAGAGAACCAGAGAAAUGGAAAUUGGUUGCCCUAAAGAAUAUUUUACUUAAGUUGUAGUAAUCCUGAUGUUCACCCUCUUGUACUACUAGUACUCUCCUGACCAUGAAUAUUUCUAGAUCUGUAUUGUACAAUAGAACUUUUAGCAGCGAUAGAAAUGUUCUACAUCUGGGUUCCUCAGUAGAUUAGCCACUGACAAAUGUGUCUAAUGCAGCCAAAGGAACCAGAUUUUUAAAUUUUAAUUAAUUUAAAUUUAAAUUGCCGCAUGUGGCAAGUGACUGCCCUAUUACACAGUGUAGCACUGGAUAGGAUAAUCCUGGGUUCCAGAUUCCAGUACCACCAUCAGUUUUCUGUCUUUGAUAGUAUUUGCUUCUUUUAUUUUCUUUUAGCCUCAAAGGAUUGUGAGAACUUACAUUAUUUUAUAAGCCCAAAAAUAAUGGGCUUAGAGUGAGUACAUAGUAGUUCUUUAAAAUUAAAAAAAAAUCCAAAUGUGGGCUGGGGAUAUGGCUCAAGCGGUAGCGUGCUCACCUGGCAUGCGGGCGGCCCAGGUUCGAUCCUCAGCACCACAUACAAAGAUGUCUGCUGAAAACUUAAAAAAUAAAUAAAUAAAUAUUAAAAUUCUCUCUCUCUCUCUUUAAAAAAAAAAAAAUUCAAUUGACCACAUGGUAAUUGUACAUAUUUAUGGGGUUAGAGAAUGAUAUUUCAUUAUAUGUGACAUUGUAUAAUAAACAGAUCAGGGUAAUUAGUAUACCUACCACCUGAAAUAUUUAUUGUUUCUUUGUGUUAGGAACAUUCAAAAAAUUUUUCUAAUAGCCAUUUAGAAAUACCGUUGUCAAUGUAUUGCCUUAUUGUGCUGUAGAAUAUUAGAAGUUAUUUCUCCUACUAAACUGCCCAUCUGUACCCAUUCAUUAUCCUUUCUCUCCGUAUCUUUUCUCCUCUCUAUCCUUUCUAGCCUCUGGCAACCAUUAUUCUAUUCUCUGUUCCUGUGAGAUAAACUUUUUAGACUUCACAUACAAGUCGAGAGCAUGUAGUAUUUAUCUUUCUGUGCGUGACUUAUAUUACUUAAUUUAAUGUUCCAUCCAUGUUGCCACAAAUUAUAUAAUUUCAUCCUUUUUAUGUCCAAAUAAUAUUCUGUUCAGUAUAUAUACCAUAUCUAUUAUAUUUAUUCGCCUUUUAAUGGGCACCUAGGUAGAUUCUGUAUGUUAGCAAUUGUGAAUAGUAUCAUAAUAAACAGAAGUGCAAAUGUC